UAUUACACGUCAGUCUGUCAAAGGCGACUAUAAUGUUUGUGUCGACUUGCGGCAUCAGCUGAGUCAACCAAAUUCAAUUUCUCGUGGCUAAUGUUGAUAACAAGCAUCCAUCUGUUCAAUUACAAUUAGUCAGUGUAUUAGAUUCAAAAUUCCAGUGCAAGCACCACAAUGGUGCGUGAUUUUUUCGUCUUCGUCCUGGACACGCUCCUAACAAUCAAAAUGCUUUUCAUGCUGGUGAUCUUUGCCACAACUGUAACAUUUCUCAUCAUCCCAGUGAUUCUCCUCUUUAUGAAGUGGCGUUUUUCUUACCGGCGCAAGAAAGAUCUAGCGACACGCACAACAACACGCGUUGGACUCUUCCAUCCGUACUGUAACGCCGGCGGAGGCGGCGAGAAAGUGCUUUGGGUUGCACUGCAAAGCAUGAAAGAGAAGUAUCCAGAUGCAGAGUACUACAUCUACACUGGUGAUGCUGAAGCCACACCAACAGAGAUCAUUGACAAAGUCAACAAGAACUUGAAUGUGAAGCUGGAUAUGAAAAACAUCCACUUUGUAUAUUUAACAAGAAGAGUGUGGAUUGAAGCUCAGAUGUAUCCCUACUUCACAUUACUUGGGCAAAGCCUAGGCUCAAUUUACUUGGGAUAUGAGGCGCUUUGUCAACUACAUCCUGAUAUUUUCAUUGACACCACUGGUUUUGCGUUCACGCUGCCGUUAUUUAAAUAUUUAGGCGAGUGUCGCACUGGUUGCUACGUGCACUACCCGACUAUUACCACGGACAUGUUGAAACGCGUCGCGAAUCGACGCGCAAUGUACAACAACCGGAAUAUUAUUGCGCGGAGUCCAUUUUUGACAACUGGAAAACUGUUUUACUAUCGUAUUUUUGCAUGGUUGUACUCAUUUGCUGGUCAGUGCUCAGAUAUCAGCACAGUGAACUCAACAUUCACAAUGGAACACCUCACGGAUCUCUGGAACCGGCCCUUGCACUUAGUCUACCCACCAUGCGACGUCGACCAUCUUGUUUUAAUGACGCGCGACAAUCCCCGACCGAAAACCAUCAAAAUCCUAUCACUUUCACAAUUCCGCCCGGAAAAAGACCACGCAAUGCAAUUGCAAGCUCUCUACGAGCUGCGUGAAAUCAUCCCCGAUGAUCUUUUCGAACACAUCACGCUUGUACUCGCAGGAAGCUGCCGUAACGAUGACGACAGUAAUCGUGUGCGCGACCUACGUGACCUUUCCAAACACUUGAGUCUCGAGAAUAAUGUCGAGUUCAAAAUCAAUAUUCCCUAUGAUCAACUACUGGAAGAACUGCGCACGGCACACAUUGGUAUCCACACCAUGGUGGACGAACAUUUUGGCAUCGGUGUGGUGGAAUUAAUGGCGGCCGGGUUAAUCACAGUCGCGAAUCGUUCCGGUGGGCCGUUAUUAGACAUCAUCGAAACUUCCGAAGCAUCACGACUCGGUUUUCUCGCGACGACAGCCGAGGAAUACGCGCACACGCUGAAAUUUAUACUUUAUUUGUCCGAGGAGGAGUUGGAUGAGAUCCGGACGAGAGCCAAAGCGUCCGUGGAUCGCUUCUCAACGCGAAAAUUCAAGGAAGACUUCCUGCGCGCAGUCGAACCCCUUUUUAAAUCCGAGUAUUGACAAAUACGCUGUUCUCCUAGUCAUAAUUCGCAUUUUUUUACUUGGGUACAUAGCAUAGGUAUAAAAAUCAAGUUAUAUACGAGUCUUGUUAAUAUUAAUUUAAUUUUGAAUCAUGACUUUAACUAAACCUGAUGAAA
Messenger RNA from Dalotia coriaria, 1775 nucleotides. RefSeq names its product ALG11 alpha-1,2-mannosyltransferase (gene Alg11). Gene Ontology annotation, biological process: protein N-linked glycosylation. The coding region runs from base 169 to 1638 and encodes 489 amino acids. The transcript is spliced from 3 exons. Lineage: Eukaryota; Metazoa; Arthropoda; Insecta; Coleoptera; Staphylinidae. The record is from RefSeq and is a predicted model, not a curated record. Gene Ontology annotation, molecular function: GDP-Man:Man(3)GlcNAc(2)-PP-Dol alpha-1,2-mannosyltransferase activity. Gene Ontology annotation, cellular component: endoplasmic reticulum membrane.